Rotaria sp. Silwood1 is the source of this 471-nucleotide messenger RNA. Lineage: Eukaryota; Metazoa; Rotifera; Eurotatoria; Philodinida; Philodinidae. The record is from the annotation of a GenBank genome assembly.
AUGGGCACACAAGAUAAAUAUUGGGCAAAAGAAGUCAUUACACGUGCAAAAAAACGUGAUGAUGUAACGAAUAGUCGAUUUAUCAAGAAGAAGAUCAAUCGAUUAACAAAUAACAUAGUUCAAGCAAGUGCUAUGAUCACGAAUCUACAAGUUCAAUUAAGUACUUAUUGGACCCAAACUACAGCUGGUGCAAUAAAUUCUAAUUCUACAACUAUGACAACUUCAUCAGCAGCAGUAAAUACUAGUCGAAUUCAUGAUGCAGUCGAUCGUCUGGAAAAAGCUAUUUUAAAAUAUAUUCAACAUCGUACACAACAUGUAAAAAACAUGGCUGAAGAUAAAAUUAGAUUAGCACAAGUACAAGCAGAAGAAUAUAAAGCAUUAGAGGAUUUUAAACAAAUAGCGACUCCAAAUCAAUGGAAUAUUCAUUUAAUGUUAAAAUCAAAAAUGAAACAAUGGAAUACAAAAAAAUAA